CUUCGGCCUGGGAGGCGCGUCCCAGCCACGGCAAUGGCGGCCUCGCGCUGGGCAAAGCAAGGCAGGCGCCUUCUCCUGGCGGGCCCGGCCUUCGCCUCGGCUCCCCGCCGGCAUUACAAGAAGAAAUGGGCGACCACUGCUCCUCGGGUAUCAUCCAUCAGGCUGGCUCUGCAGAUCUUCGACAUGAACUACGGGACACAGUUUGGCAGUCUUUGGCCUUCAAUCCGUAUCAGUCUCCUAUCCGAGCAGAAAUAUGGUGCUCUUGUCAACAACUUUUCUGAUGUACUGCAGAUAACCCAGCAACUGGAAGACUUGAAUGCAACAGAUUUCAUCUGGGAAUCUAAAACAGUAGUCCAGGAACCUGAUUCUAUAGCUAAGCUAGGUUCCAGUGAAUUAUCCUCUGCCUCAGAAACCCGGACUGAGCUUUCCCUGCAACAAGAGCAACCUGUUCCUUCCCUCAGUCCCAACAUCAAAUGCUAUACAUUCCCCAAAGGAAACAUCAGCACGUUUCAUCCAGCCAAGCCAGAUGUGAUAGGAAUCCUGGGCUAUUAUCUCCUCGAUGCUGCAUCAAUCUUGCCUGUCUUGGCUCUCAAUAUACAGCCGAAUGACUUAGUUCUUGAUCUUUGUGCAGCACCUGGAGGGAAGACAUUAGCCCUUCUACAGACUGGGUGUUGUCGAGAGCUGGCCGCCAAUGAUCUUUCAACUUCUCGCACUCGUCGGCUGCAUGACAUUCUUCACGGAUACCUUCCACAAGAGCUCCAAAAAGUAGUACGGGUUACAUCGUGGGAUGGAAGGAGGUGGGGUGAGCUGGAGAGAAGCACUUUUGACAGGGUGCUUGUAGAUGCGCCAUGCACAAAUGAUCGACACUCACUCAGGGAAGAGGAAAACAACAUCUUUAUGCGCAUGAGAAAAGGGGAGCGUCAGGCCUUGCCCAGGCUACAACUGGAGUUGCUUGUAGCUGGAAUCCUUGCUGCCAAGCCAGGAGGGGAAGUAGUCUACUCAACAUGCUCCUUGUCUCAGCUUCAGAAUGAGUAUGUGAUUGAGAGAGCUGUGGAAUUACUGGCAAUCCAAUAUCACAUUGAAGUACAGGUUGAAGACUUGAGCUAUUUUCAGAGGUUGUUCCAGAGCACGUUUUCUUUCUAUCCAGAUUGCAGAUUUGGAGAACUUGUUCUUCCUCACCUGACAGCUAAUUUUGGACCCAUGUAUUUUUGUAAAUUGCGCAGGAUGAGUUAGAAUGGACAGUACAUGACACAACAGAAGGGAAACUAUUUUUUUGAAUGCCUUUUAAAAUUUAAAGCUGAAAUGCAAUUUGCGAAAACGCUUGAAACUUCUUGUAUUAUCAGCAACAUUUGUGGACAUGUCUUACUUGAUUUUUGUGAAUGCAGUGGAAAAUAACCCUUAACCCGACAUGGAGAGGAUGGUUGUUACACAACCAUUACCCAACAUUUGCAGACAUUUGUAAAACAGUACAUAGUCAUCACUGUGGUCAGUACUGCUUUAUGAAUACGGGUUAGGUAUCCCUUAUUUGGAAUUCGAAAUGCUGAAAUUGGCCAUAUGGGUGUUUGAGAUAUUGAUGCUUUUACUUUCUGUUCCUCAAUUUCCCCUGUUUUUUUCUACAAUUAUCUUCAGGCGACGUGUGCAAGAUAUAGAUGAAACAUAAAUUAUUUUUAUAUGUAGAGUUGGGUUCAAUCUUCAAUAUCAUAUCACAGGGAGUUUAUCAUCAUGUAUAUAUAUGCAAAUACAGGUGUUUCAAAAUAUAAGAAAUCUAUAUCUAAAACACUACUUGUCCCAAGCAUUUUGGAUAAGGGAUGCAUAACCUGAGUUACAUAUGCAUUACAUAUUUAUGUGCUUAAAAGUCAUUUGUUUAUAUAAUGACAACCCCUACUAAUUUUAUUUAUUUAUUUAUUUAUUUCGAACCUUUCUACCCCGCUCCUCUCAACCCCUGGGGGGAAUCAAGGCGGCUUACAAUUGGCAAUAAUCCAAUGCCGCAUCAUAAAAUACAGAAUACAGAAUAACAAAUAUAACAAUUAACAUGAACAUUAAUAAAUAAAGAUUAAAACAGUAUACUUACACUCUGA
Messenger RNA from Anolis sagrei ordinatus, 2078 nucleotides. Its product is annotated as 5-methylcytosine rRNA methyltransferase NSUN4. Lineage: Eukaryota; Metazoa; Chordata; Lepidosauria; Squamata; Anolidae. The record is from RefSeq and is a predicted model, not a curated record. Gene Ontology annotation, biological process: rRNA methylation. Gene Ontology annotation, molecular function: RNA methyltransferase activity. Gene Ontology annotation, cellular component: mitochondrial large ribosomal subunit.